Molecule: messenger RNA, 1362 nt
Organism: Anolis sagrei ordinatus
Lineage: Eukaryota; Metazoa; Chordata; Lepidosauria; Squamata; Anolidae
Gene: NHERF4
Product: NHERF family PDZ scaffold protein 4
Biological process (GO): protein localization to plasma membrane
Cellular component (GO): apical plasma membrane
Molecular function (GO): protein-membrane adaptor activity; signaling receptor binding
Source: RefSeq, a predicted model, not a curated record
AUGAAGCAGAAGGAAGGUAAGUGGCAGAAGAGAGGGUCCAUAGGGACUGACCCAAAUGGGACCUCCGAGCAAGGAAUUUUGCAGGGUUUGCAUGGACUCCGGGACAACACUGAAUUAACCGGGAAAUUUGAAUUCAACCCAAAAGAUGGGAUCGAUAACCCGGUGCUAUCCCUGGCAGAAGAUGCAGAGCCGGAGGAAGCUUUGCAGCCCCGUUUCUGCUCUCUGAAGAAGGAAGAUGGUGAGAACUUUGGGUUUGUGUUGCGCCACGAAGCUGGGCAAAGCGGGCACAUCAUCCGCCGAGUGACGCCAGGAGGCCUGGCUCACCGGAGAGGUCUGCAGAACGGUGACCGAAUCCUUGAGGUUAACGGAGAUUAUGUUGAAGGCAUGGAGCAUUUUAAGGUAAUUUGGAGGAUCAAGCGCAGUGGGAAGCAGGUUUCGCUCACCGUUUUGGAUGGCAAUGCCUACGAACUGGCCAAAGCCCUCGGCCGAGAUGCCGCCCAGCUCCUGCCGGCUCACAAAAAGCCACAGUUGUGCUGUAUCACCAAGGACCAAAGCGGCUUUGGCUUCAGUGUUUCGUCUCCUGAAGGGGUGAAGGGCACAUUCCGGCUUUCGGUGCCAAAGGAUGGGCCAGCUUAUAAGGCAGGAGUCCCAGAUGGCACGUGGCUUUUGGAGCUCAAUGGCAUCAGCGUGGAGAGAUGGACUUCUUCCCAACUGAACAAAAAGCUCAAACACAGCAGCAACCCAAUGGGACUCUUGGCGAUCGAUGCCGAAUCGGAGGAAUUCUAUCGCCAGCGGGGCAUUAAAGUCACCGCUGCCAUGGCUGAGGCGCCCCUGGUUCCAUUUGAAGUGAGGAAACUGGAGAUGGUGAGGGGUCCGGACGGCUAUGGCUUCUUGCUGAAAGAAGAAAAAUGUUGCUCUGGGAAGAGAGGGCAGUUUUUGAGAGAGGUGGAUGCUGGGCUUCCGGCCGAGAAGGCAGGGAUGAGGGACGGCGACCGACUCCUGGCCAUAAAUGGGGAGAACGCUGAGGAUCUGGACCACCAGGAGAUGGUGCUGAGGAUCCGGGCCGACAGCAGUCGGGUGACCCUCCUGGUCAUUGAUGCGGAAGGGAGCAAGUUCUACGAUUUGGUUGGAGUGUCACCUCUCCUUUUCUACAAUGAAACAGACCCUCCAUCAGCACAGCUCCCGGAUCCCACCAUCUCUCUUCCCAGCAUGCUUCAGGAAAACAACAUCCCUGCCAUGACAGCCUGCCUCCGCCACCCACGGACAGCUUCCCAUGGCAAUGAAUGGCCACCCCUUCAACCUGGUGAAGAUCCGUGGUCUUCCACGCAAGAGGGCCAUGAUGGACUGACCCAGGCAUUUUAG